Vicia faba (fava bean) is the source of this 453-nucleotide messenger RNA. NCBI's taxonomy places the organism in Eukaryota, Viridiplantae, Streptophyta, Magnoliopsida, Fabales, Fabaceae. The record is from the annotation of a GenBank genome assembly.
AUGCAACGUGGCGACUUUAAGGUUAACACGUUACAGUACCACCGCUGCGGUGAGGAGAACAAAACCAACGAAAUUUUACUUACAAGGAUGCUGCAAUACUCAUUUGACCAUGAUGUGGAAAGCAUCUGGAUUAACUUAAAAACUUUGCAUGGUCGAAGUACAAGGGUAACCUUUUCUACUUUUAUUUUGGAGUCUAGUACCUUAAAAGUGUUACGUUUAGAUUUUUGCGCCUUAAAUAAUUUGAACCUUAGCAAAGAAGGAAAGUCUUCGUCCAUUGAAGAGUUACACCUCUUAAAUCUUGCUACUCGAUUUAUUGUACCUUUGCCUACUGAGGAGUACAAACACUGUUGUUACUGUGGAGUUGUUACUGAGGAUGCGUGGAUGGUACAAACAUUGUUUUAUCUGAUGAUGGUAUCACAUGGUACCAACAUUGUUGUUACUGAGGAUGCUUGA